AUGUAUAUAGAUUACACCUCUGGUCAAGUUACUUUGAAUGAACCAGAUCUAAGUUCAAUACGAUGGAUCUCUAUUCAAUACCAACUUGGAUGGUCUUUGACAGAGACAGAAUGUAGUAAAAUAUCAACUUUUUUAUCAUGUAUCACUGUUGGUAAUGCCCAAAAUAUAACAUCGAUUUUUAUGUUUUUAAAAGAUGUUAAUCAUGUAAUUGAUCAAGGUGCUGUACCUGUUGUUUCCUCACUUAAAUUCAAUGCACUGGAACACAUAUCCUUUGCAACAUCCAAUCCAGUAAAAGAUCCAAAUCAAAACUUUAUGGUACUUCUUCAUGUUCCUGAAAACAAUCGACUAUUCACCUUAAAUUUAUACAAUCUAUAUGACCCAGUAAUAUUACCAAAUAACUUUGGUGUAUAUCUUUCUCUUGGUCAAAUUGGAUUUUAUAAUACAACUUUUAAUUCCAACAUUCCUUCAACUUUAUUCACUCCUAAUACAUUAACUUUUACUUUUCGAGAUUCUAAAUUCACUAGUUCUUCAUACAGUGUUCUGUUGAAUCCAAAUGUAAAAUUACCAGGUUUGAAUACAUUAGCGACAUAUGCUACACAAUCCACCUUUUACAAUUUAACAUCUGAUAAUUAUCCAAAUUUAUAUUCAGUUGAUAUUAUAGCUGAUGCUCCAAUAUAUGUUUCUAUAUCUAUGCCUCGAUUAUCAAAUUUAAUUCUACGUUCAACAACAUUAUAUGAUGUUAACCCAAAUGAAUCGAAUCUAACAAUUUCUGGUCAAUAUCCCAAUCUUAAAACACUAACUCUUUCAAAGAUAAAGUUUACACCCACUGAUUUUUCUUUUGCUCCAAAAAUGGACCAAGUUACAAUUUCAGGAUCUAAUUUCUUUUCCAAUUUAAUAAAUGUAUCAUCUCUCUAUGCUGUAGAUUCUAUUUCUCCAGCAGUUUUCCCUUCGGUAUCUUGGUUUGACCAAGGAGCAAGAGUUGUUUUGAAGAAUAUGAGUUUAUCUGGACAGAUUCCAAAUUACCCAGGACAAGGAUUCUAUCCUGUAACUCUUCACCUACCAAAUAACCCAGGAAUAACUGGAGAGGUUCCUGAAUCAUUUUGUUAUCUUUUUGAUAUCGAUUUGUCGGGAACAUCAGUAACCAAGAUUCCAGAUUGUUAUUUUUGCCAAUGGAAUCAGUUUUGGUCUUAUUUUCCAAUAACUUUACCUGAAACCUUUGAAUGCAGUAACUUCCCAGCUAGUGGUGAACCAUCAGGAAAGCAGACAUUUACUAUUUAUAACAAGAAUUUAACAUUAGAAUGGGUUACAGAUCCUACUAAACUUGAUACAGCCACUGGAUCUGUCAAUGAAGGUUCACUUAGAAUCGAUAUUUUUGGUCAGUUUAAUGAAGAUUUUAUUUAUACAAUUGAUUACAAUGAUCAGCCAUGCUUGGUUGAAAGGAUACAACCUACCUUUUUAAAUUGCUAUGUUUAUAAUCCAGUUGGUUCCAAAUAUAAUAUCGCUACUGUAAACAGUACCUAUCAAACAUUUGUAAUAUUAUUUGAAAUACGAAAUACUCCUGUUGUAACAGCAACCUCUGAACUAUUGGAAACUGGUGGAGAUCUAUUGCUUUAUGGAUACUUCCCAGAGACAAUCACUGUAUUAGAUGUAUCUGUCAACAACAUUACCUGUAACAUUAUAGAGUCCAAUAGCAAUGAAAUUCAUUGCAAUCUUCCUGGUAACCUAUCAAUAGGAUUCGCUGAUCUUGAAGUUAAUACUGAUAACAAAAUUUUUAGAUCAAAGAGUUUAUUAGUUGUUUACCCAAUUAAAAAAAUUAAUAACUGUAUAUCGAGUUCAAGUAAUUCUUCGAAAGACUGUAGUGGUAAUGGAAAAUGUUUCAAUAAUAGAUGUAUUUGUAACAAUGGAUUCGGUGGAUUCUAUUGUCAAUCAGAGUUAACUCCAACUAUAAUUUUCAGACCAAAUACAACAUCGCCAGAUGUUGUCGUUAGUAAGAGCAACACACAUUUCCAAUUCAAUAUUAUUGCAAUUGAAGAGUUGAAUGAUCUACGUGAUACAGUCAUAAGAAACUCGAUUAAUCAAUCGAAAUGGACUUAUUCAACUAAUAGUACCAAUCAAUUCGAUAACUAUAAGUAUAUUAUUAAUGAUACGAGUGCCGGUUGUUCUCUAGAAGUCAAUAUCGACAAUUUCAAAGUGAAUCAAAACAUUACAUUUGGUAGUAUCAUUCAUAGUUAUCCUGUCAACUCUCUGAAGUUGUCAAUCACAAUUAGUGGAUGGCUAUUCACCUCGAAUUUAAAUACACUAAGAGUACUCCUACAGACAGAGAUGAAAUACGAUCAGUUGGAAGAUAAAUGUAAAUCAGAUAUUCAAAAGAAUCAACAAUUCGAUCAACUUCAUAACUUACAAUACUUAACGAUUACCAAGGAUGGUGUCACCUACUUUGGAAGAUUCUUGGAUUAUGUUUUAUCAGAUAACCGACCUGCUUACUCGUUGAAUGAGAUCAUAAGUAACUCGACAACCAACAGUACUCAAUCAGUUAUUAUUGGAAUCAACAUGCCACAGAGUCAAACAACUAUUAUCGAUCCUGAUUUUUCUGUUCUGGUUGAUCCAUCAAGUGAACCAACCGAUUGCAAAGAAUCCACGUCAUCUUCUAAAUCAAUGAAGUUGGUCGCUAUCAUCGUUCCUAUUGGUGUAUUUGCAGUUGCUGCAUUAGCUGGUACAAUAAUAUAUAUAUUAGAUAUUGAUGUAAUUUAUUCAAAGUGUUCUUUGAUUUCAAUCUCUGUCGUUGAACAAAUUUUAUUUUUCUUUUCCUCAUUUUUGGUUCUUUUUUUAAGUUCCAUACGAUGGCUUUCUAUGCAAUAUCAACUAGGAUGGUCGUUAACUGAAGUAGAUUGUACAGCCUUAUCACAAAUAGUUUGUAACACUGUUGGAAAUGAGCAAAAUGUUUCCAUAAUAUAUGUAACUUCACUCUAUCAACCUACUCCUCAAGGAACCCCACCAACUAUUCAAAAACUGGCAUUUCAAAAUAUAACUCGAAUUGUUUUAACUGGAUACUAUCCUGCUGUUGAUCCAUCUCAAAACAUUUUUGAAUUGAUCAAUAUUCCAGAGAAUAAGUAUUUAGAAGUAUUAAAUUUCCAAUUUGUAGACCCAAUUGUUCUUCCUUCAAAUUUUGGUUCAUACUUUUCAGAUUUCAAUUUUUUUUCAAAUGUCUGGAUGUUCUUAAUAUUUCCUGACCAAUCUCCAAUGAUACACACUUUUUUUAACCUUACAAAUACUAAUUUCCCAAAUAUGCAACAAAUAGAAUUAACACUUUCUCAGCCUGUUGAUGUUAAUAUACAAGAAUUUCCAGGACAAGCCAUAAAGUUGAAAUCUACUCCGUCAAGAUAUAAGAAUGAAAUUAGAUCAAAUUUAUCAUUUAAAAGUGCAUAUGGAUUUUACUUAUUAGAUAUAGAUAAUUUUAAUAUCAACCCAAAUGAUUUCAGAUUAUCAAGUUUAUCAACUAUAACUCUUCAAAAAUCUGGAGGUAUUACAGGACCAAAAUAUUUACGAUACUAUAAAGAAAUCAAUUCAGAUCCUUCAACCUAUCCAGUUUAUUCUUGGUUUGCAGCAAAUAGUACAAUUGAAAUAAAUAAUAAUACUCACUUGGUAGGUCCUGUUCAUGAUUAUCCAAGUGAAGGGUUUUAUCCAAUUACUUUGAACUUGGCAGACAAUCCAAAUAUAAGCGAGUUGCCAGAGUCUUUUUGUUAUUUAGAAGAUAUCGAUCUCACCGGCACAGCACUUACAACAGUACCAGAUUGUUUCUAUUGUAAAUGGACCUUUUUUAAGAAUAGAUUUUCUGUUAAAAUUCCAACUGAUUUCGUUUGUGUUCCGAGAUUAGAUAAAACUUUAUUUGUUUACAAUCCAAUAAACCCAAAUCCAAUCAACAUGCAUAUUUUUGGCAAGAAUUUGGGUUGGGAUAAAAUUGCAAAUCUGACAAUGGUUACAGCAAAUUCACAUUUUAUAUAUAAUAAUAAUAAUACAACUAAAGGAUCAUUUUCAUUUUUUGUAAAUACAACCAAACUUACAUUCGAAUGGGCCUAUGAUAUAAGUAUUGUCAAUGCUGCAUUUGGUAUUAUUGAAGGAACAUCGCUUCGAGUUGAAAUCAAUGGUACUUUCAAUACUACAAUGGACUAUCUAGUUGUAAUCAAUGGUGUUUCAUGUUCACCUGCAGACAUAUAUCCAAAUGUUUUGAUUUGUACUUUAAGUUCUAUACCUACAAUCAGAAACCCUAUAGUAACUGUAACAAAUGAAAUUCAAUCUAUUAAUACUACUUUAAAGAUACAAAAUAUACCUAUUGUUGUUUCAACAUCAAAGCUUUACGAAUCGGGAGGAAACUUAACUCUCUAUGGAUACUUCCAUGAUAAUAUUAUUCAGGCAAACGUUACUGUCAACAAUGUAAAUUGUACUAUUACCAAGGCAAACUCUACUGUUAUAGUAUGCAUUAUUACAACCAAUCUGACACCUGGUUUUGCAAAUUUAAGUGUAUUUACCAAUAAUAUAGAGUUUAUAUCCUCUUAUUUAGUUAUAUAUCCUUUAGAUAUACCAAAUAAUUGUAUUGUUGAUAAUUCUACUUGUAGUAGUAAUGGUAAUUGUAUAAACAAUAAGUGUGUUUGUAAUAGUGGAUUUGGUGGUUAUUAUUGUCAGUCUACAUUGACACCAACUGUAAUAAUUCAACCAAAUACAACAUCACCCAACGUCAAUGUAAUUUCAAACAACACACAAUUCCAAUUCAAUAUCAUUGCAAUACAAGAGUUGGACGAUCUCCGAGAUGUCUUCAGUAGCUAUCACUUCAAUGUAUCAAAUUGGAACUAUUCAAAGUCAUCCGAUAUUGAAAAGGAUAACUAUAAAUAUGUUCUAAAUGACUCGAGUGUACAGUUCAAGACAGAGGUCAAUAUAGAUAACUUUAAGGUCUACAAGAAUUUAACUUUUGCUGGUAUUGAAACUAUUUAUCCUCCAAACUCUUUGAAGUUAUCGAUCACUAUAAGUGGAUGGUCAUUCAACUCGAAUCUAAAUACACUGAGGGUGUUGUUUGCGACCGAGAUGAAGUACCAAACAAUCGAUGAUAAGUGUCAAUCGGAAAUCAGAGACAAACAACAAUUCGAUCAACUUCAUAACUUACAAUACUUAACGAUUACCAAGGAUGGUGUCACCUAUUUCGGAAGAUUCUUGGAUUAUGUUUUAUCAGAUAACCGACCUGCUUACUCAUUGAAUGAGAUAAUUAGUAACUCGACAACCAACAGUACUCAAUCAGUUAUUAUUGGAAUCAACAUGCCACAGAGUCAAACAACUAUUAUCGAUCCCGAUUUUUCUGUUCUAAUUGACCGAUCUAGUGAACCAACAGAUUGCAAAGAAGAUUCACCAUCAUCUUCUAAAUCAAUGAAGUUAGUAGCAAUCAUCGUUCCUGUUGUCAUUGUUGGUGUUGCUCUUAUUGUCGCUAUAAUAUUUAACGUUACCAAGGAUGAUGUCACCUACUUUAGAAGAUUCUUGGAUUUUGUCUUAUCAGAUAACAGACCUGACCUACUCUUUGAAUGA
This is a messenger RNA of Heterostelium album PN500, 5568 nucleotides long. RefSeq lists its product as uncharacterized. NCBI's taxonomy places the organism in Eukaryota, Evosea, Eumycetozoa, Acytosteliales, Acytosteliaceae. The record is from RefSeq and is a predicted model, not a curated record. Bases 1 to 5568 code for a protein of 1855 amino acids. The transcript is spliced from 33 exons.